UCAGCUCUAUCUUUUUUUAUUUGUAUCGUAUGUCUAAUAAAAGUUGUGUUUCUCGAAUGUUACUACUACAUUAAACUUCAAAAACUUAAAACAUGGUUGGUUAGUUUGGGGUUUGGUCGGAGAAUUGGCUCUUUAAUCCACGAAGUCAAAGUUGCUCACUUUCACUAUAAAGUCGCGACCUUUAUUUAUUUGUUUACAGUGGCUACUUCUUCUUCUUGUUCCCUUCGCUCGAUUCUAUUCUCAUCGUCCACCAGCCUCCUCCGUUCUAAUUAUUCUCUCCCCAAGAAUCACCUCACUUGCUCUCCUCCUCCUUCUUCUACUGCGUCUCGUUUUGAAUCCUUCUCUGUUUCAUCGAUCGGAACUGGAUCUACUAGCCGGAGACUAUCUCAUACUCGGAGAAAGGUACUGGAGGUGAGAAGCAUGGCUACGACGGCGGAGGAGAAGAAGAAAAGAGUUGAGAUUUAUGAUCUCGAGGAGAAUUUGGCGGUUGAUUUGGCUAAAUUCACAGCUGAUCUCUCCGAUAAGUUUUGUAAAGAGAGAGGCGCUUUCACUGUCGUUGUCUCUGGUGGCUCUCUCAUCAAAUCGCUCCGGAAGCUAGUUGAAUCUCCUUAUGCUGAUUCCAUCGAUUGGGCGAGGUGGCAUUUCUUUUGGGUUGACGAGAGGGUUGUGCCAAAGGAUCACGACGACAGCAACUACAAGCUAGCUUAUGAUGGUUUUCUAUCCAAGGUUCCAAUUCCAGCUGGAAACGUAUAUGCAAUCAACGAAUCACUAUCUGCCGAGGCUGCAGCGGAUGAUUACGAGACCUGUCUCAAACAUUUGGUGAAGACUAAUAUCCUCGGCGUAUCUGAAACAACCGGCUUCCCCAAAUUUGAUCUCAUGCUUCUCGGUAUGGGACCUGAUGGCCACGUAGCAUCCUUAUUCCCUGGACAUGGUCUCUGCAACGAGAACAAGAAAUGGGUAGUUUCAAUCACCGAUUCUCCAAAACCGCCGUCUGAAAGAAUCACCUUCACGUUCCCGGUCAUCAACUCCUCUGCACAUGUAGCUCUAGUCGUUUGCGGUUCUGGCAAAGCUGAAGCUGUGCAGGCAGCUCUGAAGAAGACUGGGACUGUCCCACCUGCGGGUUCUGUUUCUGCUGAAGAGGAGCUGGUUUGGUUUCUUGAUAAACCAGCAUCUUCCAAGCUCUAAGUCGCAAUGUUUUUCCAUUUCAUUUCGCUUACCAAUGUGACUACUCCUCCAGUUUGGUUUUUUUGGAUUGUUAGGUCGAGUGGUUUAACUCGCGGACUCUCUCCAUUUGGGAAGAGAUUGUUGUAAUAAAAGCGUACUUUGACAUGAGAAAUAAUGAAUCAAAUCAAAAUAUAUCAGAACCAACAUUCUCUA
Molecule: messenger RNA, 1377 nt
Organism: Camelina sativa (false flax)
Lineage: Eukaryota; Viridiplantae; Streptophyta; Magnoliopsida; Brassicales; Brassicaceae
Product: 6-phosphogluconolactonase 3, chloroplastic
Biological process (GO): pentose-phosphate shunt; carbohydrate metabolic process
Molecular function (GO): 6-phosphogluconolactonase activity
Source: RefSeq, a predicted model, not a curated record